AUGCCUAGGCAACGCCGGGAAAAGACCGACGACGAAAUUGCAGUGGAGAAGCGCCUACGUGCCGACGUCCGUCGUCUCAAUCGUGCCCUGGAAACGCCCGAGCAACGAGCCCGGCGGCAAGCGAGAGACCGCGAGUCGAGGUGCGCCCGGAGGCAACAGGAAAGAGACCAGCUGCGCGACGCAGGAAUCGUCAGCGACCGAGAGGCGAAGCGAGCGUACCGGGCGGCAGAAACACCCGAAGCUCGUGCCAAACGGUUAACCAAGGCCCGCCAAGCACAACGGAAACGCCGGCAAGCAGAAACUGCAGAAGAGCGCGCCCGAAGACGUGCAAAAGACCGUGAUGCCAAGCGAGCCCGCCGUGAGGCAGAAACUCCAGAAGAGCGUGCCCAAAGACGUGAAAAAGACCGUGAAGCCAAACGAGCCCGCCGAGAAAUGGAAACUCCAGAAGGGCGCGCCCAAAGGCUUGCAAAAAAACGUGAAGCCAUGCGAGCCCGCCGUUAG
Molecule: messenger RNA, 501 nt
Organism: Rhipicephalus microplus (southern cattle tick)
Lineage: Eukaryota; Metazoa; Arthropoda; Arachnida; Ixodida; Ixodidae
Source: RefSeq, a predicted model, not a curated record